Messenger RNA from Carassius auratus (goldfish), 1029 nucleotides. Its product is annotated as dnaJ homolog subfamily C member 5-like. Gene Ontology annotation, biological process: regulation of synaptic vesicle cycle. NCBI's taxonomy places the organism in Eukaryota, Metazoa, Chordata, Actinopteri, Cypriniformes, Cyprinidae. Gene Ontology annotation, cellular component: membrane; presynapse; intracellular membrane-bounded organelle. The transcript is spliced from 5 exons. The record is from RefSeq and is a predicted model, not a curated record. The coding region runs from base 137 to 745 and encodes 202 amino acids.
CGAGCGAGAUUUGCUGCAUCUGGUGCGCUACGCUUCCCGGGGAUGCAGCCAUAAAUUUAACAUUGGUUUCUUUAACGCACCGAAUUUAAUCACGACGCCGGGGACGACAAAACGAUUGUUGAGGACCUGAUUUGCCAUGGCUGAACAGCAGAGGCAGCGCAGUCUCUCCACUUCUGGAGAAUCACUCUAUCACGUGCUGGGUGUCGACAAACUGGCCACUGUCGAUGACAUCAAGAAGUCAUACAGGAAAUUGGCAUUGAAAUAUCACCCUGACAAGAAUCCUGACAACCCUGAGGCAGUUGAUAAGUUUAAAGAGAUAAACAAUGCCCAUGCCAUCCUUAAUGACCCGACGAAGAGAAACAUCUAUGAUAAGUAUGGCUCUCUGGGACUUUAUGUGGCUGAACAGUUUGGUGAAGAGAACGUCAACACUUACUUUGUCCUAUCCAGCUGGUGGGCCAAGGCUCUGUUUAUUUUCUGUGGCCUGGCGACAGGCUGCUACUUCUGCUGUUGCCUGUGCUGUUGUUGUAACUGCUGCUGUGGGAGAUGUAAACCACGGCCACCUGAGGGACAGGAACAGGAAUUAUAUGUUUCCCCUGAAGACUUAGAGGCCCAACUGCAGUCCGAUGAGAGAGAGGCAGGUGGAGGUGAGCCCAUCGUGCUGCAGCCCUCCUCUGCCACAGAAACCACCCAGCUAACGUCUGACGGUUACCAUACUACUUACCACACUGACACCGGCUUAAAUUAAAUGCCCCGCCUUCCUCAUCUUCACACUGUGGAUUGUCUCUCACCACUCUGCGCCAUCUCUCAGAGGGAAAAAAAUGAAUGGAAAGAAUCCUUCAACUACAUCCCAAAAAAAAAGCCUGUUUUUGAGAGGAGGAAAGCCAGAGAGGAGCUGAAUUCUGUAACGUAUCCUGUCCCUGAUUCACGCACCACUUCCAUCACCCACACAAGAGUGGCUCUCAUCCGCCUCACCGUACCGUACCGUAGCGUAAAAACCAAGCUUAAUAAAGAUCCUGUCAUUUACCCUGA